AUGGUCGAAAGUGGUGUCCCCCAGGGUUCAGUACUGGGACCCAUUUUGUUCCUUAUCUACGUGGACGAUGCCGCAAGAGAUUUGGACUGUGAAGUAGCAAUGUUUGCGGACGACAUGAAGAUAUGGAGUGUAAUCCGGGGUCCUGCCGAUGAAGACAGACUGCAGAUGAACCUGAAUCGGUUGGAGGAGUGGUCAAACCGUUGGCUCCUGCGGUUCAACGUUGCCAAAUGUAGCAUACUUCGCCUAGGCAACACAGCCAGAUCCGCCAGCACAAGAGGCUACUUUCUGGGCGGUGCAGCCCUACAAGAGGUCGAAGCCCAAAAGGACCUCGGUGUGCUUACGACGAGUUCCCUAAAACCAUCCGCCCACUGUUCGAGGGUGGCAAAAACCGCAAUGUCCGUACUGUACGCCAUCAAGCGUGCGUUUAUGGACUUUGACGAAGAAGCCUUCUCUAAGACAUUUGGAACAUUCGUCCGGCCACAUUUAGAGUACGGCAUACAAGCUUGGAGGCCGUGGGGUGUUGUGGAUCAAAACUGCCUCGAAAGAGUCCAGAGGAGAGCCACGAAGAUGGUCAGGGGUCAAAGCUCCUUUCCUUAUGCGACCCGCCUAGUAAAUCUGAACCUCUUUCCUUUGAGUUACAGGCAACUUCGCGGAGAUCUCUUGCAAGCCUUCCGCAUUGUAAAGGAUUUGGAUUGCAGUCUGGCCUUCGAGGACUUUUUUGAAUUUGCUACCACGACCAACCUCCGAGGUCACCCGUUAAAACUGCGCACUCAGCAGGCACGGCUGGAUGUGCGGAAGUUCUCCUUCUCGGUUCGGGUGGUCAAACCGUGGAAUGAGCUUCCCGCAGAUGUUGUGAAGUCACCAUCUAUACAAAGUUUUAAGAAGAAUGUGGACAUAUUUAUGUUCCGAAAUGACCAAGAGCGAUGA
This is a messenger RNA of Spirometra erinaceieuropaei, 927 nucleotides long. The record is from the annotation of a GenBank genome assembly. NCBI's taxonomy places the organism in Eukaryota, Metazoa, Platyhelminthes, Cestoda, Diphyllobothriidea, Diphyllobothriidae.